Messenger RNA from Seriola aureovittata, 1446 nucleotides. RefSeq names its product dentin sialophosphoprotein-like. The record is from RefSeq and is a predicted model, not a curated record. NCBI's taxonomy places the organism in Eukaryota, Metazoa, Chordata, Actinopteri, Carangiformes, Carangidae. The transcript is spliced from 6 exons. The coding region runs from base 1 to 1446 and encodes 481 amino acids.
AUGGCUCUCACUGUGGUUCGCUGGAGUCCCAAAGCUUUAGAAAUGGCUUUCAUGAUGUUUGUUCAGGUUUCCUCCUGUGUGAACUCUGGCUCAGACUCAAGCUGUGUCUCAAUACUUCAGAUGUAUUACCUCAUCGAUGAUGUCACCGUUUUCAGCAUGGACCUGGGCGAUGGCUCCAAGAUCCCGCAGGACCCCGAACGCCUCGCCAUGAAGAAGAGGAAGGAGUUCACACCUGGAACACAAAUACUGCAGGUAACACUCAACAGUACUCAGAACUCAUCAGAUUCAUCAGAUUCAUCAGAUUCAUCAGACUCUGACUCAUCAGACUCAUCAGAUUCAUCUGAUUCAUCAGAUUCUGACUCAUCAGAUUCUGACUCAUCUGACUCAUCUGACUCAUCAGACUCUGACUCAUCAGAUUCAUCAGACCCAUCAGAUUCAUCAGACUCUGACUCAUCAGACUCAUCAGAUUCAUCUGAUUCAUCUGAUUCUGACUCAUCAGACUCAUCAGACCCAUCAGAUUCAUCAGACUCUGACUCAUCAGACUCAUCAGAUUCAUCUGAUUCAUCUGAUUCUGACUCAUCAGAUUCUGACUCAUCUGACUCUGACUCAUCAGACUCAUCAGAUUCAUCAGAUUCAUCAGACUCUGACUCAUCAGACUCAUCAGAUUCAUCAGAUUCAUCAGAUUCUGACUCAUCAGACUCAUCAGAUUCAUCUGAUUCAUCUGAUUCUGACUCAUCAGACUCAUCAGACCCAUCAGAUUCAUCAGACUCUGACUCAUCAGACUCAUCAGAUUCAUCUGAUUCAUCUGAUUCUGACUCAUCAGAUUCUGACUCAUCUGACUCUGACUCAUCAGACUCAUCAGAUUCAUCAGAUUCAUCAGACUCUGACUCAUCAGACUCAUCAGAUUCAUCAGAUUCUGACUCAUCAGACUCAUCUGAUUCAUCUGAUUCAUCUGAUUCUGACUCAUCAGAUUCUGACUCAUCUGACUCAUCAGACUCUGACUCAUCAGAUUCAUCAGACCCAUCAGAUUCAUCAGACUCUGACUCAUCAGACCCAUCAGAUUCAUCUGAUUCUGACUCAUCAGAUUCUGACUCAUCUGACUCAUCAGACUCUGACUCAUCAGACUCAUCAGAUUCAUCAGAUUCAUCAGACUCUGACUCAUCAGACUCAUCAGAUUCAUCUGAUUCAUCUGAUUCUGACUCAUCAGACUCUGAUGAGUCAGAUGAGUCAGAAUCUGAUGAGUCAGAUUCAUCAGACCCAUCAGACUCUGACUCAUCUGACUCAUUAGACUCUGGUACCCGCUCCAACACACUUGCAGAUGUUCCACACCUGAACUUGUUUUUCCCGGGCGUGUCCAGAGGGAAACACCACAGUCUGUCCUCCUCUGUCAUGGCCGUCAGCUUGGGUCCGAGCAGCCCGGCGCCGCUCUGUCUGCGGACUGAAUGA